UCGAAUCCGGGAGACCUCUAUAGCGUAGCAGACCGGUGCGCUGUCUACCAUGUCACGCUCGCGCUUCGACAAGAAUAUUUUCGUGCGCAAUACAACUCACUUCAAGGCAUAUCUGUACAAGUGUGAAAAACUGUUUGACAAUGGUGCACCGGAACUAAUCAUUCACGGUUCUGGAACUACUAUAUACAAAGCUACCAGUUUAGCUUUGCAGCUGCAGAAGAUUCAUUGUGGAUGUUUGGGCCUUGACAUCAAGACUUCUUCCAUGCAAUUGGAAAGUAAACAGGAUAUGUUAGAUGACAUGGAUGGUGAAGUCAUUAACAGACAAAAGUCUGCUAUACACAUUCGUGUCUUCAGGAAAAUACCUGCGGCUGUGCUGAGGUCUAAGAACUGAUGUGAUUCGGCCGAUCAGUGCGUUUGAGUAACAAGACUGUGUACAAUAGAGUAACGGAAAUAUUAAUUGAAUUACUAUCAGAAUAUUACGGGGGCACAAAGUUGU
Molecule: messenger RNA, 496 nt
Organism: Dinoponera quadriceps
Lineage: Eukaryota; Metazoa; Arthropoda; Insecta; Hymenoptera; Formicidae
Gene: Rpp20
Product: ribonuclease P protein subunit p20-like
Exons: 3
Coding region: 50-391 (113 amino acids)
Biological process (GO): tRNA 5'-leader removal
Cellular component (GO): nucleolar ribonuclease P complex; ribonuclease MRP complex; nucleus
Molecular function (GO): nucleic acid binding
Source: RefSeq, a predicted model, not a curated record